GGGGCGGAGGGCCGCCGAGUCUCGGCUGAGAAGAUGCCCCUGGAGCUGACUCAGAGCCGGGUACAGAAGAUCUGGAUCCCGGUCGACCACCGCCCCUCGUUGCCCAGAUCCUGUGGGCCGAAGCUCACCAACUCCCCAACGGUGAUUGUCAUGGUGGGCCUCCCAGCCCGGGGGAAGACGUACAUCUCCAAGAAGCUGACCCGCUACCUCAACUGGAUUGGCGUCCCCACGAAAGUGUUCAACGUGGGCGAGUACCGCCGGGAGGCCGUGAAACAGUACAGCUCCUACAACUUCUUCCGCCCUGACAACGAGGAGGCCAUGAAAGUCCGCAGGCAGUGUGCGCUGGCUGCCUUGAGAGAUGUCAAAAGUUACCUGACGAAGGAAGGGGGCCAAAUUGCAGUUUUCGACGCCACCAAUACUACUAGAGAGAGGAGACACAUGAUCCUUCAUUUUGCCAAAGAAAAUGAUUUCAAGGUGUUUUUCAUUGAGUCUGUGUGUGAUGAUCCUACAGUUGUGGCCUCCAACAUCAUGGAAGUGAAAAUCUCCAGCCCGGAUUACAAAGACUGCAACUCAGCAGAAGCUAUGGACGAUUUCAUGAAGAGAAUCAAUUGCUAUGAAGCCAGCUACCAGCCCCUCGACCCCGAUAAAUGUGACAGGGACCUGUCCCUGAUCAAGGUGAUCGACGUGGGCCGGCGGUUCCUGGUGAACAGGGUCCAGGACCACAUCCAGAGCCGCAUCGUGUACUACCUGAUGAACAUCCACGUGCAGCCCCGCACCAUCUACCUGUGCCGGCACGGGGAGAGCGAGCACAACCUCCAGGGCAAGAUCGGAGGGGACUCGGGCCUGUCCAGCAGGGGCAGGAAGUUCGCCAAUGCCCUGAGCAAGUUUGUGGAGGAGCAGAACCUGAAGGACCUCAAGGUGUGGACCAGCCAGCUGAAGAGCACCAUCCAGACGGCGGAGGCCCUGCAGCUCCCCUACGAGCAGUGGAAGGCGCUCAACGAGAUUGAUGCCGGCGUCUGUGAGGAGAUGACCUACGAGGAGAUCAGAGACACCUACCCCGAGGAGUACGCGCUGCGCGAGCAGGACAAGUACUACUACCGCUACCCCACCGGGGAGUCCUACCAAGACCUGGUCCAGCGCCUGGAGCCGGUGAUCAUGGAGCUGGAGCGGCAGGAGAACGUGCUGGUCAUCUGCCACCAGGCCGUCCUGCGCUGCCUCCUGGCCUACUUCCUGGACAAGAGCGCAGAGGAGAUGCCCUACCUGAAAUGCCCCCUUCAUGCUGUCUUGAAGCUGACGCCUGUCGCUUACGGCUGCCGAGUAGAAUCCAUCUACCUGAAUGUGGAGUCCGUGAGCACGCAUCGGGAGAGGUCAGAGGAUGCAAAGAAGGGACCUAACCCGCUCAUGAGACGCAAUAGUGUCACCCCACUAGCCAGCCCCGAGCCCACCAAAAAGCCUCGCAUCAACAGCUUUGAGGAGCAUGUGGCCUCUACCUCCGCUGCCCUGCCCACCUGCCUGCCCCCGGAGGUGCCCACGCAGCUGCCCGGACAACCUUUGCUAGGGAAAGCCUGUUUACGAACUGUCUGUCAUAUUUUCUCAAAGUUUUCUCCUUACUAA
This is a messenger RNA of Lipotes vexillifer (Yangtze River dolphin), 1614 nucleotides long. RefSeq names its product 6-phosphofructo-2-kinase/fructose-2,6-biphosphatase 3 (gene PFKFB3). Gene Ontology annotation, biological process: fructose metabolic process; fructose 2,6-bisphosphate metabolic process. The transcript is spliced from 16 exons. Gene Ontology annotation, molecular function: fructose-2,6-bisphosphate 2-phosphatase activity; 6-phosphofructo-2-kinase activity; ATP binding. Bases 34 to 1614 code for a protein of 526 amino acids. The record is from RefSeq and is a predicted model, not a curated record. Gene Ontology annotation, cellular component: cytosol. NCBI's taxonomy places the organism in Eukaryota, Metazoa, Chordata, Mammalia, Artiodactyla, Lipotidae.